Piliocolobus tephrosceles (Ugandan red Colobus) is the source of this 3607-nucleotide messenger RNA. It is a transcript of the gene COG6, whose product is annotated as component of oligomeric golgi complex 6. Gene Ontology annotation, cellular component: COG complex. The record is from RefSeq and is a predicted model, not a curated record. NCBI's taxonomy places the organism in Eukaryota, Metazoa, Chordata, Mammalia, Primates, Cercopithecidae. The transcript is spliced from 19 exons. Bases 2 to 2074 code for a protein of 690 amino acids. Gene Ontology annotation, biological process: intra-Golgi vesicle-mediated transport.
GAUGCGCAUGCGCGGCCGAUCUGCACAUGCGCAAUACUCGCGCUGCCGCUGCUGUCCCUGCCUGGUUGAGGUGGCAGCAAGGGGCGGGACGCGCAGCGCUAUGGCCGAGGGCAGCGGGGAAGUGGUCGCAGUGUCUGCGACCGGGGCUGCCAACGGCCUCAACAAUGGGGCAGGCGGGACCUCGGCGACGACCAACAACCCGCUGUCGCGCAAGCUGCAUAAGAUCCUGGAGACGCGGCUGGACAACGACAAGGAGAUGUUAGAAGCUCUCAAGGCACUUUCAACCUUUUUUGUUGAAAAUAGUCUGAGAACUCGAAGAAAUUUACGUGGAGAUAUUGAACGAAAAAGUUUAGCCAUCAAUGAAGAAUUUGUAAGCAUUUUCAAGGAAGUGAAGGAGGAACUUGAAAGCAUAAGUGAAGAUGUUCAAGCAAUGAGCAACUGUUGUCAAGAUAUGACAAGUCGCCUACAGGCAGCAAAGGAACAGACUCAAGAUUUAAUAGUAAAAACCACUAAGCUUCAAUCUGAAAGCCAAAAAUUAGAGAUAAGAGCACAAGUCGCAGAUGCCUUCUUAUCCAAGUUCCAACUGACUUCUGAUGAAAUGAGUCUUCUUCGAGGUACAAGAGAAGGACCCAUUACUGAGGAGUUUUUCAAGGCACUUGGAAGAGUAAAACAGAUUCAUAAUGAUGUCAAAGUUCUCUUGCGUACAAAUCAACAAACGGCAGGUUUAGAAAUUAUGGAACAGAUGGCCUUACUUCAAGAAACGGCUUAUGAAAGACUUUACCGAUGGGCUCAAAGUGAAUGCAGAACAUUGACACAAGAAUCAUGUGACGUAUCUCCAGUAUUGACACAGGCAAUGGAAGCCCUGCAGGACAGACCUGUCUUAUAUAAAUAUACCUUAGAUGAAUUUGGAACAGCCAGAAGAAGUACAGUUGUUCGUGGAUUUAUUGAUGCGCUCACAAGAGGGGGCCCCGGAGGUACACCUAGACCAAUUGAAAUGCACUCUCAUGACCCUUUGAGGUAUGUGGGAGAUAUGUUGGCUUGGCUCCAUCAAGCUACUGCUUCUGAAAAGGAACACCUUGAAGCUCUCUUAAAGCAUGUAACUACACAAGGUGUUGAAGAAAAUAUUCAAGAAGUUGUUGGGCAUAUCACUGAAGGUGUGUGCAGGCCUCUAAAGGUUCGCAUUGAGCAAGUAAUAGUUGCUGAACCUGGGGCAGUUUUAUUAUAUAAAAUUUCUAAUCUCCUCAAAUUUUAUCACCAUACAAUCAGUGGCAUUGUUGGAAAUAGUGCAACUACAUUGUUGACUACCAUUGAAGAAAUGCAUUUGCUAAGCAAAAAAAUAUUCUUCAAUAGCCUGAGUCUCCAUGCAAGUAAAUUAAUGGACAAGGUUGAACUCCCACCACCUGAUCUUGGACCAAGUUCUGCACUAAAUCAGACACUAAUGUUGCUGCGUGAAGUUUUAGCAUCUCAUGAUUCUUCAGUUGUACCAUUAGAUGCUCGUCAAGCUGAUUUUGUGCAGGUUUUAUCAUGUGUCUUGGAUCCUCUCCUACAGAUGUGUACUGUAUCAGCCAGCAAUUUAGGCACAGCUGACAUGGCCACUUUCAUGGUCAAUUCACUAUAUAUGAUGAAGACAACAUUAGCUCUAUUUGAAUUCACUGACAGACGUCUGGAAAUGCUACAGUUUCAGAUUGAAGCACAUUUGGACACACUUAUUAAUGAGCAAGCCUCUUAUGUUUUAACUAGGGUAGGCUUGAGUCACAUCUAUAACACUGUACAGCAACAUAAACCCGAACAGGGCUCUUUAGCUAAUAUGCCCAACCUAGAUUCUGUGACACUGAAGGCUACAAUGGUUCAGUUUGAUCGUUAUCUGUCAGCCCCAGACAACCUAUUAAUACCACAGCUGAACUUUCUUCUAAGUGCCACAGUGAAAGAGCAGAUCGUAAAACAAUCUACAGAAUUAGUCUGCAGAGCCUAUGGUGAAGUGUAUGCAGCUGUGAUGAAUCCAGUCAAUGAAUACAAAGAUCCAGAGAACAUUCUUCAUCGAUCGCCACAGCAAGUGCAGACGCUUCUUUCCUGAUUAUCUUAUUUCAUUGUGUUAGCAAAAUAUGACCUCCCUAAAACACUGAAGGUUACUUUUUAUUCUUUGAAUUUUUACUUUAAAAUUUGGUAGUUACAGUUUUCUUUGUAUCAUGAGAUUGUAAGUCCCGAUAAUUUUUUUUUUUGAUCUCAGUAACAUGGAAGUAAAUAACAUGUUGACCUGAGCUAGUAUUGCUGUGUAUCUACUCUAAAUAAGAUGCUCUAUUUUUUUUGCUAGCCAUCUCUCCAGCUCUCCAGAUUUCACUGUAUUCAGGAAGCAUAAAGUAAUAUGAAAGGUUUGAAGAAUGUUUUUUACAAGACUAGUAGUUCUAAAUUAACAGCAUAUAUAAAAAAUUGGUCUAAAUUUAAGAAUUAGUAUAAGGAUAUGACUUAAUAAAUGUCUCCUUACCUAAAGAUUCAUUUGCUUUCUUACUAAUAUGAGUAGGUAUACUUAGUAGCUUUUCUCAACCUAGCCUAUGUCUCUGUCCCCAAAAUAGCUGCCCUUAAAGAGUUGUUAGAAGAGAGAAAAAUAACAGUGAAUUGUGCUUCUGGUGUAUAUGGCAGUGAAUCUCCUUUCUGUUCUACUUUAGCAUACUAUAUAUAUUUGACUGCAUACAUUUUUACACAAUUUUAAAUAUACACUCAGCAAUAAUGAGAAAAAAAGGAGAGAGAAAAGUGAUUUAAACAGGGUGGAUUCCACUCUGUGGGAACCCUCAAUGGAACUCAAGGUGGAACUCAGCCUUUCCAAUGAACUCUAAACAUGUAGACAGCCCGAGCUGUGUCUAAGGCUGGUGUUUAAAGAUGGGUAUUUGUCAUACAAUAUGGGUCCUAAAUCCAACCAACUACACAUUUUAUCUGGUGUUCAAACCAAGAAACAAUGAUCUACUCAAACACUGGAGAAAAAUCUGCCAGAGGAGGGGUUGCCAGUUGGCGGUGUGUCUUAUCUCCAUGGUGUAACUGGACUCUGACUUUAGACCAUUACCUAUUAGGAAGAUUCAAAAUGACUGUAUUUUUAAAGGAGUAAAUCCCAGUGUGCCUGAUUUGACAUUCUUAUCAGCAAAAAAACUUGAUUUCUAGUAAAUCUAUAAAAAGGGGCAAGUCCCUACAUUUCAAAUGAGAAAACUGAAGCACAAAGAAAAAAAUAACUAGUUUGAAAUAUUUUGAAAAGUAAUAACAUUAAUAUUUGUAGAAGAUUAUGUUGUAUAUAACAAAUUAGUAUUUAUAGAAUAUGACCUAUUUAUCUGAAGUUUAUAAUUGUUUAUACCUAAUACAAUUCUUUUUGGAGUAAGAAUGAUUAUAUAAUCAUUAUCCAUUUGGGUAUAAAUCUGUAUUUUUAGUUUUUUUCCCUUUGAUUAGUAUGUGUUAUAUAUAAAAGACAGAAAAUAAAGUAUAAAUCAAGAACUUAAUUUUAAUAUAAUUUAUUUCUACAGUGAAAGAAGAUUGAUACCUUGCCAUGAGUAAAUUCCUUUGUUUUAUAGGGAAAAAUUUAUUGUGCUUUUCAGCUGGCUUUGUUUCAAAUAAAAUAUUAUAAUAU